AUGAACAUGGACUCAUCCGUGCCAGAAGAUUUGUUAAGAGACAGUUACAACCACAGUGGCUCUGGCGACAUGUUUAGCGCUCCUGGCGGUAACGCGACAAAGAAUGUGUAUAAUGGUCCCACGAAUGUGUAUCACGGCACCGAAGACCGGUUUGUUCUGCCACAAGAUUGCUGGAAAUCAUUAGCUUUUCCAGAAAUGGACAGCCGGUCCCACGAUAUCGAGGACGCCGCGGAGGGAACCUGCAAAUGGUUGUCUGAAAACAAAGCGUACAAGGACUGGGCGGCUUCCAAUCAGGCCCUGCUCUGGAUCAAGGGCAAACCUGGCUCCGGGAAAUCGACGUUGCUGCGGUACACUCGGAACCAUGCCAUGGAAGCACCCAACAUCGGAGAGGAAGCCUCAAUCCUUUCGUUCUUCUUCCACGGGCGUGGUUCGGAACUCCAAAAGACGCGGCUGGGACUCUUCCGGUCUCUUCUUUACCAGCUCCGCGAGAUACCUAACGCACUGUCAGAUGUCGUGGAUGCCUUCCGACAGCGGUGCGAAACUGUCGGCAAGAUAGGCGAAAAGUGGUCGUGGCACCCCGGGGAGUUGCGUAACUUCUUUAAAUCUUCAAUUCUGAAGGCAUUAAAGACCCGACCCCUUUGGUUAUUCAUCGACGCGUUAGACGAAUGUGGCGAAGAAAACGCGAGGAGGUUAGUUAGAGAGUUCGCGUCAUUGCUCAAGUGGCUCCCCACCGAGUUGAAAGACUUCCACAUCUGUUUCACAUGUCGUCACUACCCAAUUCUGGACCUGGAUGACUCCUUCGAAAUAUGUGUAGAGAAUGAAAAUAGUCCAGAUAUAUCGACUUUCGUGCAAAGCCAGCUGUCUCCUUUAAAUGAGCAGUUGCUGUCCACGAUUCCGGACUUAAUUACGGAACGCGCCAACGGCGUUUUCUUAUGGGCUUGGCUGGUGGUAAAGCGAGUUCUAGACCUUGACCUAGAUGGUGCUGGGUUGAAGCAGAUGAAGGACGCCAUCAUGUCGGUCCCACCGGACCUCGAUGACCUAUACCACGAACUACUCCGGAAAAUGGGGUCGGAUUCUGUGAAACUUAUUCAAUGGAUCUGCUUUACGACGCGGCCGUUGUCACUGGACGAAUUGCGAUGGGCGUUGCUUGUCGACCCGGAUUGCCCAUGUAGGUCAUUGGACGAGUGCCAGAGGGCGGGAGAUGAUCCAGCCGACAAGGAUGGGAUGAAGAGACGAGUGCAGACACUCAGCCGUGGCCUUGCUGAAGUCACCUCUGACACAGAGGUUGUCCAGUUCAUCCACCAGUCCGUCAAGGACUUUUUCGUCGAGAAGGGCCUCUCUACCCUGAAUUGGCCUAACUGGGUUGUGCAAUACAUCUACCAGUCGACGAAGGACAUUUUCGUCGACAAGGGCUCAUUGAUCCUGAGCGACAAGGUGCGCACUUGCAGGCCAACAACUAUGAUCGGUCUUGCUACGGCGUUGUUGUACCUGGGCUACUUCACGAGAUAUCCUAUAAGCUUCUUGCCGGGUCCUGUUUUCCCUUUGCCGAUUGUUCUCGCAGUCAUUUCAGCUUAUUGGCUGAACGGUGUGCCGGUCGAGAACUUCCGAGGCAACUUUACAGUCGGAACUGCACAUUAUCGACUGUCUAGGACCUGCAUGCGGUACCUGGCAAUGAAUGAGAUAGCUCAGAGCAAUAUGCGCGACGAAAAUAGCUUGAAGUCUGCCUUUCCUCUGUUGCGUUAUGCUACGACAUCGUGGGUGGCACACGCAAAGCAAAGCGAGCUGAGGGGGGUCUCUCAGGAUGACCUCCUACGCUAUUUCGACUGGCCGGCGGAAGCGCUGGUGCAGGUAUGGGUGCGGGUUUACAAUAUAAUAUCGCGAUACUCAGACGACCGCCCACCAGAAGGGACCAAAAUGAUACACGUCGUGUCGCGCUAUGGGUUACUAGGACCGUUACAAGUUAUACUACAGAGUGCAUACCAGGUUGGCGCCGACGUCGAGCUGAAGGAUAGCUACAGUCGGACGCCGCUGUCGUGGGCCGCCGAGGAGGGGCACGAGGCCGUCGUCAAGCUGCUCCUCGACAAAGGAGCCGACGUCGAGCCGAAAGGUAGCCACGGUCAGACGCCGCUGUGGCGGGCCGCCGAGAAGGGGCACGAGGCCAUCGUCAAGCUGCUCCUCGAAAAAGGCGCCGACGUCGAGUCAAAAGGUAGCCACGGUCAGACGCCGCUGUCGUGGGCCGCCGAGAAGGGGCACGAGGUCAUCGUCAAACUGCUCUUCGACAAGGGCGCCGACGUCGAGUCGAAAGAUGACCACGGUCAGACGCCGCUGUCGUGGGCCGCCGCGGAGGGGCACGAAGCCAUCGUCAAGCUGUUGCUCGACAAAGGCGCCGACGUCGAGUCGAAAGAUGACCACGGUUGGACGCCGCUGUCGUGGGCCGCCGCGGAGGGGCACGAAGCCAUCGUCAAGCUGUUGCUCGACAAAGGCGCCGACGUCGAGUCGAAAGGUAGCCACGGUUGGACGCCGCUGUCGUGGGCCGCCGCGGAGGGGCACGAGGCCGUCGUCAAGCUGUUGCUCGACAAAGGCGCCGACGUCGAGUCGAAAGGUAGCCACGGUCAGACGCCGCUGUCGUGGGCCGCCGAGAAGGGGCACGAAGCCGUCGUCAAGCUGCUCCUCGACAAGGGCGCCGACGUCAAGUCGAAAGAUAGGGACGGUCAGACGCCGCUGUGUCGGGCCACCAAGAAGGGGAACGAGGCCAUCGUCAAGCUGCUCCUCGACAAGGGCGCCGACGUCGAGUCGAAAGAUGCCGAUGGUCGGACACCGCUGUCGCGGGCCGUCGAGAAGGGGCACGAGGCCAUCGUCAAGCUGCUGCAGCCUAACCUACCAUCGUAA
Molecule: messenger RNA, 2889 nt
Organism: Pochonia chlamydosporia 170
Lineage: Eukaryota; Fungi; Ascomycota; Sordariomycetes; Hypocreales; Clavicipitaceae
Product: Ankyrin repeat-containing protein
Exons: 2
Coding region: 1-2889 (962 amino acids)
Molecular function (GO): protein binding
Source: RefSeq, a predicted model, not a curated record